CACUGUACUCUACCCGUACACCAGCUGUACUCCAACUGUACUUCAAUUUUAAAGUCUCGCUUUUUUCCCCUUGGGUGUGGGUGGGUAUGGGGUGUGGAUGUGGAUAGGUGAGUGUGUGUACACUGUAAAAAAAAAAGGUGUUCUACCAAACUUUGAAGGUUUCGCAAUGGUUUUCGAAACCAUUUUAAGUUCCGUGGGAUGAAAAAGGUUUCGUAGUCUUCAUACUGAACCUUUUUAAGUUCCGAAAACCGACGUAGGUUUCGAAGUUUCACGACGAAACCCUCCUAGAGUUUCGUGCACUGUGUACUGAACUUUCGGAGGUUUCGUAGGUUUCGUACGAAACCGUUGAGAGUUUCGUAGAGCAUCUAAAGGUUCCGUAGCAGUUCUACGAAACCUUUCAUAGUUUCAUAAGUGCUCUUAUGGUUCCGGAGAUGUGGCACGAAACCAGCCGUGGUUUCGUAAAAGAUAUACCGAACCAUUACAUCGUUUACAAAGCUAUGAAUAGUUUCGUACAAUUUAUACUGAACCUUUUGAUGUUUUACGAAACCUCUGAUAGUUUCGUGGAACAGACAAAGGUUCCGUAUAUCUUAUACGGAUCUAUCAAAAGUUUCGUAAAACAUGAAAAGGUUCGGCAUGCACUAUACGAAACUGUUCAUAGUUUCGUAAAUGAUGUAAUGGUUCUGUAUAUCUUUUACGAAACCAUGGCUAGUUUCGUACAACCUUUCCGUAAUUAUUAGAGCGCUUAUGCACCUAUGAAUGGCUUCGUAGAACUAAUACGAAACCUUUAGAUGCUCUGCGAAACUGCCAAUGGUUUUGUGACAUAUAUACAAAACCUUCAGAUAAAUGACGAAGCUUUUAAUGAUUUCGUAUAAAAUAUACGAAACUAUUGUAUGCAUUUCGAAAUUAUCAAUGGUUUCGUAAAAUGUCUCCGAAAUCUGUCCAACAUUUACGAAACUAUGCAUGGUUCCGUAAAGAUAUGCCGAACCAUUGCAUCAUUCAUGAAACUAUCGAUGGUUUCGUAUCACGUAUACGGAACCUUUAGAUACUUUACGAAAACAGCAAUGGUUUUGUAUACUGUAUACAGAACCAUUAUAGUUUUUGCGAAACCAUCAAUUGUUCCGUACAAAUUGUACGGAACCAUUUUACUACUUGCCGAACUAAGGAUGGUUCCAGAUUCUACAUACGGAACCUCUAGAUGUUCCACGGAACUAUCAAUGGUUUCGUAGAAUGUGUCUAGAACCAAAAUAAAGAUUGAAAAUCCAUCCAUAGUUCCGUAAAAUUUCUACGGAGCCAUUUUACUAGAUGCGGAACUAAGGAUGGUUCCAGAUUCUACAUACGGAACCUCUAGAUGUUCCAUGAAACUAUCAAUGGUUUCGUAGAAUGUAUCCAGAACCAAAAUAAAGAGUGAAAAUCCAUCAAUAGUUCCGUAAAAUUUCUACGGAACCAUUUUACCAGAUGCGGAACUCAGGAUGGUUUCGGAUUCUAUAUACAGAACCUCUAGAUGUUCCAUGAAACUAUCAAUGGUUUCGUAGAAUGUGUCCGGAACCACAAUAAAGAUUGCAAAUCCAUCAAUAGUUCCGUACAAAUUGUAGGGAACCAUUUUACUACUUGCCGAACUAAGGAUGGUUCCAGAUUCUACAUAUGGAACCUUUAGAUGUUCUACGAAGCUAUCAAUGGUUUCGUAGAAUGUGGUCGGAACCACAAUAAAGAUUCCGAAUCCAUCAAUAGUUCCGUAAAAUUUCUACGGAGCCAUUUUACUAGAUGCGGAACUAAUGAUGGUUUCGUGUUCUAUACUCGAAACUUUUAGAUAUACUAUGGAACUAUCAAUGGUUUCGUAUAAUGUAUACGACUCUAUUUUACCACUUACGGAACUAGCGGUAAUUUCGUACUGUAUAUACACAACGAGUAUUGGUUUCGUACAAUGUACACGAAACCAUUAUAUCACACUUACAAAAUCAUCGGAAGUUUUGAAUAACAAAUACGGAAUAUUUUGAUGUUCUGGAUAGCCACUCAUGGUUUUGUUAGUUAGCUAAAUGCUCUCUUUUAUUGCACAAUGUCAACGAUAGUUUCGCAAAAUGACUUUGGUUUUAUCAGUUCUCAUGUGGAGACUGUUCAAAUUCUAGCAAGCUGUGGCUGGGUCUCUCUGCUUCGUUUAAAAGCAUAUGCCAUAAUGUAUUCUAUCGAAAAUUUCUUAUUUAUUCGUUUGGCUAGGAAUGUUUCACUGUUCGCUAUAAUGCUUUACUAGAGAACACUCGUCGACACAAAAAAGCGUAUUAGCGAACAUUGGAGGUAUAAGAAGGGAAUAUUGAAAAAGUGUCCGUACAAAUACAUAAUGCAUAAGCCAGAGAAAAAGAUUAGGGGAUGGCACAGUCAGAUGAUCAUACAGGUAAUGUCAGCUUUAUUUAUCGACUCCAGAUACUAGUUAACUAAGUGUCGAGAGAUAAAUUUAUAAUAUUUAGAGUUCACCGAAAUAAGAAAAGCACAUUUUGGAUGUGGGUCUGAGUAUGGGUGUACGUUUGAGUGUGGUUUUGAUUCUUUGCUUUAUCCGUACCAAUGAUCCACCCACACCCACAAUUUUUACGGUUACCCAACCAACGCUUUCUAGGCUAGAAUUUUCCAAAACAUGCGCAUUUAUUCUUUCCCCGAUAAUUUCACAUGCGUACUAUCAUUUAUAAUAUUAAGCAUCAACAUUGAGUAGUUAAUAAAUAUCUAUAAGGAGAAUCAUCAAUUAGGUAAUCUAACUUGAUGAGGUUCACCAUGGAGUAGAUGAUUAAUAUGUAUGAGGACCAGCAAUAGGUAAGUCAUCUGUAUCAUCGAGGGUCAACAUUAAGCAUAUGGUCAAUACCCAGGUCAAUUAUGCUCGGCUGUGCACAGUCAUAUGCCAACUAAUUAUGGAGGACAAGAGUGAGCAUUUCCGCCAGACCUUUACAACCACAACUGUAAACGACGCUCCACGGCAUAUUACAGUCAGUGUACAUGACAUCCGUAAUAGUCAGUCGUAAACGGCUAGUGUAACGAAACGGCACCCGUAUACGCUCUUUGUAAGCCAACGUAAAACGACGUAUUCAUGAGAAGUUUACGGCACUUCCUUCUGCCAAUAGUUAAUGACAGGAUACGUUGCAUUACAACAAUCGAAAACAAUGACUAUGAACAAUGGUUGUUGACGAACAUGGUAGCAACACAGGGACUGUAAACAAGCAUACCAUAAACCAUUGUCAUGUACCGUACACGCUAGGUGUUAUCGAAUAACGUAUCCACCGAUUGUCAACAACCGUUUAACUGAUAAUACAUCUAUCCCGAAACAACCUAACGAAACAGCCAUUCUUUUCGACUAUUAACUAAGUGAGAACGAUGUACCAGAUUAUCGAUCCAUCUCAACUCACAAAUCAGAUGGCCAGAUAGCACUUUACUGCUAUAAGAAAACCCCAGCACUUCGAUAUGUAGGUCCUUUAGAAGAGCAUCUCCGACACUUCAGAAACGACUAAAACGUAACACCAACAUGGUCUCGAAAUGAGGAAGAAAACAGCUCCUACAAUUUCAUCGCUCAACUUCAUUUGACCGAUCGAAUCACCGAAUUCUGUUUCUUGUGCAACUCGAAGCCGGAGGCCCAAACAUGUACCCGUCAUUCAAUAGAACAUCCCCACUAACGCUAGAAUCGACCAUAACGUGAAGAGUAGUUGUACUUACAAUAAGAAAGUAAGUCCCACUGAGAUCUCAUUGACCCAUUUAAUUGACCACUCAGAACAUGAUAUUCAAUUUCUUCAUGAAACACAAGGCGAGGACCCACACAUAUACCCAUUAUUUGAUGGAAUGUCCCCAAUAAUCCUAAGAUCGGCUCAAACAUGGCUAGUACUUGUCUUUAAAAUAAGGAAGAGAAGCCAUCCAGAAAUUUUAUAGGUAAAAGAUGAUCCAAUCAAAUUGUACAUAGCGUUCUUAAUUAUACACUGUUUUGUUUCGCGUCACACGCACAUGUGUACCAGUAAAUUUAUGACCUCUACCUAACAUAAUAGACAAGAGUGCGACGCUAAUACUUCUCACAGCUAUCCCUCGUUUCUGCUUGCUAUUCUACUUCAUCACUUAUGAGCAAGGAGUGGACCCAUACAUAUACCCAUCAUUUGAUACAGCGUCUCCAGUAACCCUACGAGCGACCUGGCCAUGAGUAGUACUUGUCCUUACAGUAAGGAGGAAAAGUCCUCCUAAAAUCUCAUUGGUCCAUUUCAUUGACCGUUGAAAGCGCGAUAUUCUAUUUCUUUAUGGAAAUCGAGGACGGAAUUCAUACAUCUACCCAUCAUUUGAUAGAGCACCUCCGAUAACUCUAGGAUCGGACCAAACAUUACUAGUCCUUGUCCUUAGAAUAAGGAAGAAAAGCCCUACUGGAAUCUGAUUGGUCCAUUUAGUUGAUCAGUGAAGGUGCAAUAUUCUAUUUCUCCCAAGGGGGAAACAGCGGACUUCAAGACUUCAAGACUUUAAAAGACUUCAACAGACUUCAACAGACUUCGCCCGCUGUGACUUCAUCUUUUCACAAGACUUCGAAAGACUUCUAAAGACUUCUGAAGACUUCAUAGGACUUCAAAUGACUUCGCAAGACUUCAUAAGACUUCGUAUGACUUCAUGGGACCUCAUGGGACUUCAAAAAACUUUCAAAGACUUCGUUAGACUUCACAGACUUCGUGAGACUUCAGGGACUUCAUGAGACUUCACGGAUUUCAUGAGACUUCAGAGACUUUGUAGGACUUCUUGAGACUUUAUAAGACUUCAUCAGACUUCAUAAGACUUCACAAGACUUUAUAAAACUUCACAAGACUUCACAAAACUUCACAAAACUUCACAAGACUUCACAAGACUUCACAAAACUUCAGAAGACUUCACAGGACUUCAAGAGGCAGAUUCCAUGCGUAUCAAAAGAAACCUUAUAGAAAUUACAAGAAACCUCUAUAACAUGCAAAAAAACAAAACUUAUCAAAUAGUAGGGGUGUCAUUUACCGUUUACUUUAUAAUAAAUAUAAAUUAUUUAUCAUUUAAUUUACGCGCAAAUUAAAUGGAAAGUAAAUAUAAAUUGACACCCUUAUUCAUAACUGAGUAACUAGUAUCUUCCGAGAACCACGAACAGGAAUGAUAUUGAAAAUUGAUUGCUCCCAAAAGUCUGUUUUGUGGAACUCACGUAUAUUUUCAAAGAAAAUAGUGAGUGUACGUUUUCAGUUUGAGGUUUGAUGGCUCUCUCUCCCCCCACCCCAUUAUAGACACUUAGCAACGGAGAAAGAGAACAUUACAGACAUACUCCCCAACCCCCCCCCCCAUUACAGCCCUUAGCAACGAGUAUUAAAUAAUGGUGAAAAUAUUAUUUUAGCUGCAUUUAAUCGUGCAAAAGAACUAGUUAGUAAUUUGAAUAUAUUACCUUCAUUAAAGAAAUGCAAUGCUUGUGAACUUAAUGGUUUAAGUAAAAAUAUAUUUGAUAGUAUUAGAUUCAACAUUAAUUCGGAUACUUAUUCGGCAACGGAUGCAGAUUCUUCAUCAGAUUCUGAAUCUGAUUAUGAUGAUGAAACAAUGGAAAGUAAUGAAUUUAAUAGUGAUCUAAUCAAUGUGGAUGAAGAAGAUAAAGAUGCUGCAACGACACAAAGUGUUGAUGGAAUUAAAACUGAGAAAAUAAAUUUUACUGGUAUGCGUAUAUUUGAUUCGAUCAAUCCAGCAAUGAAAAACUUCUAUUUUCAAGUGCAAAUAAAUAACAAGACUAAAUUUAUACACAAGCAAACGGCUUGUUGGUUAUUAACUGACAAAGCUAGCCGUUUAUCGGCUGAUAGAUUAUCACGAGUGAUAGAAACAAACAAAAAGGAUUAA
Molecule: messenger RNA, 5835 nt
Organism: Rotaria sp. Silwood1
Lineage: Eukaryota; Metazoa; Rotifera; Eurotatoria; Philodinida; Philodinidae
Source: the annotation of a GenBank genome assembly